Messenger RNA from Neocloeon triangulifer, 1379 nucleotides. RefSeq lists its product as uncharacterized. The record is from RefSeq and is a predicted model, not a curated record. The coding region runs from base 100 to 933 and encodes 277 amino acids. Lineage: Eukaryota; Metazoa; Arthropoda; Insecta; Ephemeroptera; Baetidae. The transcript has 8 exons.
AUUAUCAAGCGCUCCUUCGGUGUCUAAGAUUUCAUGCAUUUCCAGCAGCACUGAAUUUUGUGAUUAUUUUCAAAAAAUUAUUUCGUCCACCUAGACCGAAUGGCGCAGACCAAAAGUGUAGAAGCGGAGAUGUUGCACAUCCAAAAGCAACUCAGGCUAGCCAUUUGCGACCAUCAGGUUUUGCAGUUCAAGCUGAAAAACAACUGUGAGAAUGCCGAGGUCAAAAAGGAGCUUAGUGAUCUCCAGCGUUACAUUGCAACCCUCGGCGCGAGUCAGCGCCGGCUGAUGAAGAUCAUGAGGAUGAAACAUUCAAUCAGAAACAAAAACGAGGCAGUGCCUGAAAAGAAGCAAUGCUUGGAGGAUAAGGCUGAAAAUUCUGAAAACCAAUCAGAAUGCAAAAACCAAGAAAUGGAAACGGAAACGGCUGUUGUUCCCAAGCAGGAUUAUGAGGAAAAAGUAGUGAGCCUGGAACAAAUGAAAAUUGAUUACGACCUGGACUUGCAGAACUUAGCACAUUCGAUCGAUAGGAAAUUUGGAAUUCCUCUCGAAAUUAGGAAAUUGGAUGAAAAAGAGAAUUUUCUGGCUUGCCUAGAGCUUGUUUCUUUGGACCGAGCAAAGGAAAUAGGUGACGUUGUGCAAAAGUACAAAGCUGACUAUGCCCUUAAGAACCCACUACUUGAGAUUCCUAAAGCUGAUCCUUCCCAGCGGCGACGCAACGAAACAUAUUUGAGCUGUGUGCCAAAAACUAGAAAGAGGAUAAUUAAGGAACGAGAGCCUUCCAGUGAACGAGAGAGCAAAGUUGCUGACGAUGCUACCCACGAAGGGGCAAGUUCCGAAGACUUGCCCGAAGGUCCAGACCAACCAUUCAAUGAACACCAAUUUUCCCAAGAGUCUGCUGCCUCUACUCAUGAAAGCGAAGAUUGCAAGUCAUGAGUGCUGCCACUUUAGAUGUAAGGUUAAGUUUUUUAGUAUUCAAAUCAAUUCUAAUCUUGCGCACUGUUCUGAUUAAAAAAUGAUCCUAAGCUCAUGUUGUUAAGAAUUACGAAGAAAAUAAGCUUGUUUUCUAUUUGGUAUUAGUUUGCAGCACAUUUUCAUGCUUUUCCCAUUUCAAACUAGUUUGUAAGAAAUAAUAGACGAGAACCCUCAAAUCACUGCAUUUUUAGUUACGUUCAUUAUUAGAUAAGUUUUGCUGCAGCUAAAUACUUGUGAUAAAAGGUCUUUUAUAGCAAAAGACAAAUUCUUUUAUUGAAUUCAGUAAUAAAAGCACAUUCAUGUUCUCUUGUUAUGUGCUUCAUUUAUACAUGUAAGUUUUUGUGAAUAUUCUGCUCAACAUGUAAUUUGUAUAUCAGUAAAAAUAAAAAAUUUACGGUCUCAACUAA